AUAAACAAACGGUGCUCGGUCGCACGUGGACUGCGGAGCAGCUGCGCCUCCCAACAGAUCGCGGACUCCGGCGCGGGGUCUUCAGGCACAGGGAGCAACCAGAGAGGGCAGGAGAGCGCGCCCAGGCCUGGGUCCGGCCCAGCCGUCUCGGUCUAGCUCCCCUCGGCUCGGGUCCGCUCCAUGGCUCCGCAGCCACCGCCGCCCCUGCCGCCCUCCAGAUCGGAGGGGCCUCGCGGCGGCGAGUGCCAACACCCGGUUAAGGACUAAACUGCACCACCGCCUCUUCGCUGGACCCUUAUACCCUAAGAAAAGCUGAGGCCGGGGAGACAGGAGGCAAGAAGAGUGAACAGGAAGCAGGGCUCGGGUCGCCGCGGAACAGUCCAGCUCUAGCCGCAGGCGGAGCGCGGGGCGGCGCAGCUGGUUUGCGCUGAGCUCUGGGCUGGCAACUGCGGAGAAGUUCCUCGGUGCCCAGGCCGGUCCGGCGCACCUGUCCGUGGCCGGCACCCGGGAUUCACCUGGCCCCCGGGUCCCCUUUCCCGGUCCCAGCUGCCGCAGCCUGAGCGGGACUCCGCGGGCCUGGAGCGCGGCCAGGUCUAAUAUGCCCAGAGCCGAGGCGCGAUGAAGGAGAAGUCCAAGAAUGCGGCCAAAACCAGGAGGGAGAAGGAAAAUGGCGAGUUUUAUGAGCUGGCCAAGCUGCUCCCGCUGCCAUCGGCCAUCACUUCGCAGCUGGACAAAGCGUCCAUCAUACGACUCACCACGAGCUACCUGAAGAUGCGCGCGGUCUUCCCUGAAGGUUUAGGAGAUGCAUGGGGACAACCGAGUCGCACCGGGCCCCUGGACAGUGUCGCCAAGGAGCUGGGAUCGCACUUGCUGCAGACUUUGGAUGGAUUUGUUUUUGUGGUAGCAUCUGAUGGCAAAAUCAUGUAUAUAUCCGAGACGGCUUCUGUUCAUUUAGGUUUGUCCCAGGUGGAGCUCACGGGCAACAGUAUUUAUGAGUACAUCCAUCCAUCCGACCACGACGAGAUGACGGCUGUCCUCGCCGCCCACCCGCCUCUUCACCAUCACCUGCUCCAAGAGUACGAGAUAGAGAGGUCCUUCUUCCUCCGAAUGAAGUGCGUCCUGGCAAAAAGAAACGCAGGCCUGACGUGCAGUGGAUACAAGGUCAUCCACUGCAGCGGCUACUUGAAGAUCAGGCAGUACAUGCUGGACAUGUCCCUGUACGACUCCUGUUACCAGAUCGUGGGGCUGGUGGCGGUGGGCCAGUCCCUGCCUCCCAGUGCCAUCACAGAGAUCAAGCUGCACAGUAACAUGUUCAUGUUCAGGGCCAGCCUCGAUCUGAAGCUGAUAUUCCUGGAUUCCAGGGUGACCGAGCUGACAGGCUAUGAGCCACAGGACCUGAUUGAGAAGACGCUGUACCACCACGUGCACGGCUGCGACGCAUUCCACCUCCGCUACGCGCACCACCUCCUGCUGGUGAAGGGCCAGGUGACCACCAAGUACUACCGGCUGCUGUCCAAGCUGGGCGGCUGGGUGUGGGUGCAGAGCUACGCCACCGUCGUGCACAACAGCCGCUCGUCCCGGCCCCACUGCAUCGUGAGUGUCAAUUAUGUCCUCACGGACGUCGAAUACAAGGAACUUCAGCUGUCACUGGACCAGGUUUCCACUUCUAAGUCCCAGGACUCCUGGAGGACCACCUUGUCUACCUCACAAGAAACUAGGAAAUUAGCUAAACCCAAAAACACAAAGAUGAAGACAAAGCUGAGGACAUACCCUUACCCCCCACAGCAAUACAACUCCUUCCAAAUGGACAAACUGGAAUGUGGCCAGCUGGGAAGCUGGAGAGCCAGUCCCCCCGUAAAUGCCUCGGCUCCCCCAGAACAGCAGCUCCAUUCAGAAGGCAGUGACCUUCUGUACACGCCGUCCUACAGCCUGCCCUUCUCCUACCAUUACGGACACUUCCCUCUGGACUCGCAUGUCUUCAGCAGUAAAAAGCCAAUGUUGCCAGCCAAGUUCGGGCAGCCCCAGGGAUCCCCGUGUGAGGUGGCACGCUUUCUCCUGAGCACGCUGCCAGCCAGCGGCGAAUGCCAGUGGCAUUAUGCCAACCCCCUAGUGCCUAGCAACCCGUCUCCAGCUAAGAACCUUUCUGAACCGCCCACGAACGCUGCCCGGCACAGCCUCGUGCCAAACUAUGAAGCGCCCGCCGCCGCCGCCGCGCGCAGGUUCGGCGAGGACACCGCGCCCCCGCCGCCGCCGCCGAGCUUCCCGAGCUGCGGCCACUACCGGGAGGAGCCCGCGCUGGGCCCGGCCAAGGCCGCCCGCCAGGCCGCCCGCGACGGGACGCGGCUGGCGCUGGCCCGCGCGGCGCCCGAGUGCUGCGCGCCGCCGGCCCCCGAGCCCCCGGGCGCGCCCGCGCAGCUGCCCUUCGUGCUGCUCAACGCGGCGGCCGGCUCGCUGCGGCCCCGGCACGCAGGCCCCAGCGCCGCCUCGCCGCCCGGCGCGCCCCGGCCGCACUACCUGGGCGCCUCGGUCAUCAUCACCAACGGCAGGUGA
Marmota flaviventris (yellow-bellied marmot) is the source of this 2550-nucleotide messenger RNA. Lineage: Eukaryota; Metazoa; Chordata; Mammalia; Rodentia; Sciuridae. The record is from RefSeq and is a predicted model, not a curated record.